UUGGUGAAAUGAAAAACAUCAUUCUACUUGAAACCCCACACGGUGUACGAAUACAUGCAAUUUGACAAAAUACAUCCGCCAAUAAUUAGUUCACCAUCACCACAACAACAACAACAACAACAACAAGAAAUUAAGUAUAGCUAGCUAACUAGAGCUAAGCUCAGCAACACAAGAAAGAAAAUUUUUCAAAAGAUCUAUCAACAAAAGUUUGGAAUAUUAGAAGAAAAAAAGAAUUAAAGUGGAGAAUUAAUGGAAAGGGGUGGUGCAGAAAGGGAUCAUCAGUUAAACAACUACAAUUUACAAGUUUCUUUCUCAUCAUCAUCAGUAGCAGCUAAUAAUAUCCAUGAAUUGGGAUUUGUACACUUUGCAGAUCAUAACUUGAGUUUCUUAGCUCCUUCAUCACAAUCUUCUCAAAUAUCUCAGCCACUUCAAGCCGCCAGCGUCAGCGUUACGCCACCUACCACUAUCAACACAAACGUUGCAGCUGGCGGCUCGAAUAACGUUACUGGUGGUCUAGGGUUUAGCCACAAUGAACUUGUCAUCAAUAGAUCUUCUUGGAACAGUGACCAGGUGGAAACACUAGAUCCCAAGGCUGUUAAUGACGAAAAUUGCGGCGGUAAUGCCAACGAGGGUAACAAUUCAUGGUGGAAGACUUCAUCUUCAGACAAAGGAAAGGUGAAGAUAAGGAGAAAGCUAAGAGAACCAAGGUUUUGUUUCCAAACAAGAAGUGACAUUGAUGUUCUUGAUGAUGGAUAUAAAUGGAGAAAAUAUGGUCAGAAAGUUGUCAAGAACAGUCUUCAUCCCAGGAGUUACUAUCGGUGUACACAUAGUAAUUGUAGAGUGAAGAAAAGAGUUGAAAGACUAUCAGAAGAUUGCCGUAUGGUAAUAACUACCUAUGAAGGUAGACAUAACCAUUCUCCUUGUGAUGAUUCUAACUCUUCUGAUCAUGAUUGUUUCACCUCUUUCUAGAAUUAAAUAUUAUUAUUAUUAUUAUUACUAUUACUAUCACAUCCACCUUAAUUCUGUAUAUAUUUAUAUACAUUCCACUUUUAGCUUUCAGACCAUCAUAUAUUAUUAUAGCUUUAUAAGGAACACCAACAAUUAUUGUCACAGCGGAUCAUAUAAUAUAUUGUGCCUAGCUUCAUGUUGCUAUGGAGUAUGGACUAUGGUGGAUUUUACUAGUGGUUAUGCAAGAGUUUUUCUUUUUCCCUUAUUAUGUAUGGCUCGAUACAUUAUGUAGCCAAGACCGUACCAUAUGGUCUAGAAACUUGGCUAUUAGCUACCAGGGUUAGCGAGGAACAAACUGUAUGUUGUUAUUGUGAGGGACUUUGCGACAUUGUCCCUCAUAUACAAAUUAAAUCUUUUAAUUUUCUUUUUAAAUUAUGCAUAAUUUAUAUAUAUUGAAUAGCGGACAUUUCUCA
Capsicum annuum is the source of this 1421-nucleotide messenger RNA. Its product is annotated as probable WRKY transcription factor 12. NCBI's taxonomy places the organism in Eukaryota, Viridiplantae, Streptophyta, Magnoliopsida, Solanales, Solanaceae. The transcript is spliced from 4 exons. Bases 250 to 969 code for a protein of 239 amino acids. The record is from RefSeq and is a predicted model, not a curated record. Gene Ontology annotation, molecular function: sequence-specific DNA binding; DNA-binding transcription factor activity. Gene Ontology annotation, biological process: regulation of DNA-templated transcription.